CAUUUAACCACGCCAGUUUGUAAAGCAGCCCCAAGACAGUGAACCUUUGGAGUUUGAUAUGAUGUGAUUACAGAAUCACCCCAGUGACACGUUGCCAAAUUCAGCAGAAUGAGGGUCUAAGUCUUCCGGGUGGUGAUCUCUGAAAUUGCUCAGUGAGCACCCCUAAUUUUGCUGAUUUAUUGCUGAUAAUCACUCACAAUGGAAACCAAUCAAAAAUGCGGGGAUGGACUGACUGGCAUGCAGAAAGAGACUGCGCUGCGUGAUCUGAUCCAGCGCACAGGAUAUCAAAUACACCAGGAAAAUGGCCAGAGGAGGUAUGGUGGUCCACCUCCUGGCUGGGAAGGCCCACCUCCAGAGAGAGGUAGUGAGAUUUUUGUGGGAAAGCUUCCUCGAGACCUCUUUGAGGAUGAACUGGUGCCGCUCUGCGAAAAAUUUGGCAAAAUUUAUGAGGUACGGAUGAUGAUGGACUUCAAUGGCAACAAUAGAGGCUAUGCAUUUGUUACCUUCUCCACAAAACAAGAGGCUAAGAAUGCCAUGAAACAGCUCAACAACUAUGAAAUCCGGAAUGGAAGACUUCUUGGUGUGUGUGCAAGUGUAGACAACUGUCGUCUGUUUGUGGGCGGUAUUCCAAAGACCAAAAAGAGAGAAGAGAUCCUGGUGGAGAUGAAGAAGGUGACGGAUGGUGUCAUGGAUGUCAUAGUUUAUCCAAGUGCUGCUGACAAGACCAAGAACCGAGGGUUUGCUUUUGUCGAGUAUGAGAGCCAUAGAGCUGCUGCCAUGGCCAGGAGAAAACUUCUGCCAGGGAGAAUUCAGCUGUGGGGUCAUCCUAUUGCAGUAGACUGGGCUGAACCUGAAGUAGAGGUGGACGAGGACACCAUGGCCACAGUGAAGAUCCUCUAUGUUCGCAAUCUGAUGUUGCCCACCACAGAGGAGACCAUAGAGAAAGAGUUUAACAGCAUCAAACCUGGUGCUGUCGAAAGGGUGAAGAAAAUCCGAGAUUAUGCUUUUGUUCAUUUCUCUCAAAGAGAGGAUGCCAUCAAUGCCAUGAACGCACUGAAUGGAAAAGUCAUUGAUGGCUCUCCCAUUGAGGUCACACUAGCCAAGCCUGUGGAUAAGGACAGUUAUGUUCGGUACACCCGAGGCACAGGGGGUCGUGGCGGGACUGUGCUCCAAGAAAACUAUGCUUACACCGUAGGCCAGAUGUACGACCCUUCAGCAGCCUACCUAGGAGCACCAAUAUUCUACGCCCCCCACGCUUACGCAGCCAUCCCUAAUCAGUUCCGCUUCCCCAGUACCAAAGGGCACAUAAGUACCAGGGGACUGGUGCACUCUCCCUCUGUGAGAGAAAUUUACAUGAAUGUACCUGUAGGGGCAGCGGGCGUACGUGGUUUGGGCGGGCGAGGAUAUCUCGCCUAUGCAGGCAUGGGUCGUGGCUGUGCCACGUACCAACUCAAGACAGACAAACGCCCCGAUGACAAACUCUAUGACCUUCUUCCUGGCAUGGAGCUCACGCCCAUGAACCCAGUCACUCUGAAGCCCCAAGGCAUCAAACACGCCCCACAGAUCUUGGAGGAUAUUUGCCAAAAGAAUAACUGGGGACAACCGGUUUACCAGCUUCACUCUGCUAUAGGACCAGAUCAGAGGCAACUGUUCCUUUACAAAGUCACCAUCCCUGCUCUGGCUACUCAAUAUCCAAAUAUACAUCCGUUUACCCCCGCCAAGCUCUGUGCAUCAAUGGAUGAGGCGAAGCUCCACGCGGCCGAACACACGCUGCAGAUCCUCGGUGUUCAGACAGAGGGCGCUGACGCUUCCGCUGCUGCGGCCGUCGCUGCUGCAUUCCCAGGUUAUGCAAUUGCCAGCACCACUGCUACCCAGCUGAAACAGGCUGUUUCUCUGGGUCAGGACCUCACUGCCUAUGCAACCUACGAGGGUUAUCCUGCCUUUGCUGUGGCAACCCGUGGGGAUGCAUAUGGAGUCUUUUAAAAGCUUUAACUAACAGUCUCUGUAAUGUCAAUGUUCAUCUGUUCCAUGUAUUCUGUCAUGUCUAUAGAUUAGUAGUGAUGGUAUAUAUAGAGUUGUGAUAACGUUAUUUCUUCCCAGGUAUUUUGAGCAUUUUUGCGACAUUGAAGAAUAUGAGUCAUCUUUUGACUUAACUCAGGAAGAGGGUCGUCUGAAGGCUGCCAACAACUCAAUCCCAAACGUUUCUAAAAAUGUCACAUUCUAUGUUUUAUUGCUGUUUUUAAGGCUUAAAUUCCCUCGAUUUGAACAUUACUUGUGUCAUAAAUUGUGGUCAUCCAGAAUGUUCACCCUUUUAUAUUUAUAUAUAUAUAUAUAUAUAUAUAUAUAUAUAUAUAUAUAUAUAUAUAUAUAUAUAUAUAUCGAAAUUCAGGCUGGACCAUUGUUCAAUGCUGCCUGCUGCCUUUGAACGAUUUCCUUUAACAAUGAAUCAUUACAAUUGGAUGUAAUUUCGAAGCACAUAUGCCUAGUAAUAUUCCAUUGUGCUAAGUUUCAUCCAGACAUUUACUUUAGUAAGCUUUGGUAUUGUAUUUAAAGUGGUUUGUUUUUGUGUUGGUUUUCUUUCAGUAUUCAUGUUAACACCUAAGUACAGAGAGUUUCAACAGAUGAAACCCAUUCAUACUCUUUUGUAUGUAUCUGCAUGUUUUAGGAUCAUUUUAGAUAUGGUUGACACUUUGUAUCUGGUUCGUUUAUUAGUAGUUUUGCUAUAUUUUAUGAGAUAGUUGCAGGCUUGAUACUAUUUUCCCACUUGAUACAUUUUCUAAGUGGAGAAUGGAAGAGCAUUGUUUAAAAACACAUGGACACAUUUUUGUUAAAUAUGGAGAUGCCUUAAAGGUGACAGUAUUAAAGUUUGUGUAGCACUUAGAACUUAUUUUUAUACCUGACUUCGAACUCUGUUUGGAGGAACUUUGUUAUUCGAUCAUAGAGUUUUUGAGAUUAUUUAUUGCCUAAGUGAUCGGCAUCAGAUCUGGAGGGAGAAUUGGAAGGGCAUCAUCAGGACAAUAAAAAAAGCUGAGAUCUUCAUAGUGCUACAAAGAAAGAGAAUUGUGAAAAUAUAAUUCUAAUAAAUCAACUAACCAUUAAUAAAUCAAAUUUACUUCUUGACAA
This is a messenger RNA of Carassius gibelio (silver crucian carp), 3123 nucleotides long. It is a transcript of the gene a1cf, whose product is annotated as apobec1 complementation factor. The transcript is spliced from 12 exons. Gene Ontology annotation, cellular component: nucleus. Gene Ontology annotation, molecular function: mRNA binding. Lineage: Eukaryota; Metazoa; Chordata; Actinopteri; Cypriniformes; Cyprinidae. The coding region runs from base 199 to 1983 and encodes 594 amino acids. The record is from RefSeq and is a predicted model, not a curated record.